This is a messenger RNA of Electrophorus electricus (electric eel), 1614 nucleotides long. RefSeq names its product proenkephalin b (gene penkb). NCBI's taxonomy places the organism in Eukaryota, Metazoa, Chordata, Actinopteri, Gymnotiformes, Gymnotidae. Gene Ontology annotation, cellular component: neuronal cell body; axon terminus; plasma membrane. The record is from RefSeq and is a predicted model, not a curated record. Gene Ontology annotation, molecular function: opioid receptor binding. Gene Ontology annotation, biological process: chemical synaptic transmission; neuropeptide signaling pathway; sensory perception.
GGACGCACACGACAAUUUCGUGUCGUGAGAUCUAGCUCUGCUAGAGAAAGCUCAGUAAACCCCCAGUGAUUCUCGCGAACCCGAGAGCAGACGGUGACUGCGCUGGUUGCGCGCACCCCCGCCUCUAUCUCGGUGACUCUUUCUCUCACCCUAUCACACUUACUCUGGGGAGUUAGGCAGAUUUGUGGCUCCGGUUUUUUUGUAAGACUUCAACGGCAUCGGACAACGUGGGACUGAAACGGAUCCAAAGCAAAAAGCAUGAUGAAGACAUCGGCGAACCUCGUGAGUUUCAGGUGGACACUACUACUGAGCGCGUGUCUUGCGCUGACUGUCAGCGCGGACUGUGGCACGGAUUGUGCGUACUGCUCCAUCCACCUGAAGCUUCAGCAAACAGAUAUCAACUCUAUAGCAUGUGUAUUGCAGUGCAAGGGGCAUCUUAAUGGCGGCGGCUCGUGGGGUUUGUGUCAAGGUCUCCUGCAGACCAGUGUAAGCACACCUGAGGCAGAACAGGUCUCCAGAGAAAGCACGCCCAACCCCCAACACCAUGAGGAAAAAAAGUAUGGUGGCUUCAUGAGGAGAUAUGGUGGCUUCAUGAAGCGCUACGGAGGCUUCAUGAAGCGAUAUGGAGGCUUCAUGAAGAAGACUGCGGAGCUAUAUGGACCGGAGCCAGAUGACAUUGACCGCAGCAGAGAAAUCCUGUCCAAGAGCGAUGUAGAGAUGCUGGCCAAUCAGGUUGAAGAUGAUGGUGAGAGAGAAGAGGCUGCUCUGAGGAACAGUAUUAAUGUUAAAGGUGGUUCUGUAGGGUUAGAAGGUGUGGCUAAGCGCUACGGUGGCUUUAUGAGGAGGGGUUAUGCCUCUGAGGGUGGGGCUAGGUCACUAGAGAAACGCUACGGUGGGUUCAUGAGGCGAGUGGGCAGGCCAGAGUGGGAGGAGAGCAAACGCUAUGGGGGCUUCCUCCAACGAUCUCCACAAGAGGAGGAGGAAGAGGAGUCUUCGGAGAUGGAGAAGAGAUAUGGAGGUUUCAUGGGAUAUUGAGCUGCUCGUGGACUGUGGUUAGCCAUCAGCUAUUAUGUUCUAUUCCACUGUAUCUCCUUACUCUUAGAGGCUUUCUAUGUGAUCACAGUAGAAAAAAAAAUGCUUAGAAUAGGAACAUGCUAACACCAUGUUUAUAAUUUGAUCAUAAUGUUUUUGUAGUGCUAAAUAUAUAUUCAAAAUGUGAACAGUAUGCUCUCAUAGACUGGUUAUGGUUGUACCAUGGUUUAUGGUAAUUAAUGUUCAUUUUUGACAGAUGCAAGCCUACACAGCAGAACGAGCAGAUAUGAAAAAAUAAUAAGAACUUUCAUCACUAUAUCUGAUGUACCUGUUUCUUCAUCAGUCCCUCAUCCCUCUUUUCUAGACUUUUUAUCAGAUCUAGUUAAGAGAAUUAUCCUGCGAAUUAAUGAAGUGCAGCAACUGACUAAAAAGCAUAAAGCACAGCAAAGUGAACUCCCCUCCUCACAAAUGUCCUUCUAUCGGUCUGUUGUUCUGGUGUCAGUCUGAAUUUGACAUAUGCUGAAUAAAACUGAAUAAUCUUGAAUAAAACUGCUCAAAACUGCAACAGAAUGUUUCUGUCUU